AUGAUCGGGACCACUAAUUUGCAUCCCAAUAAAGUCGGCUGUCUUAUCGCCGGUCGAUACCUGAUCAAUAAAAUGAUUGACUAUGGAGUCAUGGGAGCCGUAUACGAAGUGAAAGAUCACAAAGAAAAUGAUCUGAAAGCUGUGAAACUCGUCCGUACAAAAAACAAGAAGAACCAGGCCGAACCGACGUUGAAAUCGGAAAUUGAAAGCCUCCGUCGGCUUUACGGCCAAGAGGGCAUCUCACUUCUCCACAGUGUUGAAACACUGGAGAAUUUCACUGUUCUCGGCGAGUUUUAAUAUGAUAUUUGAACUUGAUAAUGAUGUCAUUUUCAGUACUGAGACUCGAAGGAAAGUCGCUGCGACGUGUGAGAAAGGCAAACGAGCUUCAACGUUUCCAGCCGAAGACAGUUCAAUUACUUGCCCUGUCGGCUCUCAAGGCGGUUCAGACGAUCCACAAGUUCGGAAUCCUGCACACCGACAUCAAAGAGGCCAACUUCACCCUCCCUCUGGAGAACGUGAGUGAUCUGUGUCUAGUAAUGGUUUUACAGUAUGGGUUUGCAGGAGCCUAGACUCGUUUUGGUCGACUUUGGCCAAUCGAUCAAAGUCAUCGACGACAACGGCGAACGCAUUAAGUACACCAAAGGAUCGUCCGUCCAAAAAUCCGUUCUCGGAUCCCUUUCUGUGAACAACGGAGGAGAACAAACAGAAGCCGACGAGAUGAUCAUGUUUGGCUAUUUCGUCCUACAGCUGGCUGGAUACGACAUGGCGCAAGCCAGACCUGGUGGAAGUGCUGAACGACAAAGAGCGAAAGUCGAACUGGUUGGUUGCAAUUUAAUUGCAAUUAAUAAUAAUGCGAGAUUUUUUCAGAGAGACACUCCAGAAACGCUCCUCCUCUACGAUCAACGUUUUCUGUGCUCGGUGCUCAGAGUGCUCCAUGCCCAAGUCCCCGGAAAAGCAGUCGAUUACAAUGCUAUUCAGCAGGCGAUCAUCGGAUGCACGGAGUACGACCCAAAUUACAGACUCGGCUGGAAGGUCCUCAAGGACACCUGGACUUUCGACUAA
Messenger RNA from Caenorhabditis sp. 36 PRJEB53466, 1062 nucleotides. The record is from the annotation of a GenBank genome assembly. NCBI's taxonomy places the organism in Eukaryota, Metazoa, Nematoda, Chromadorea, Rhabditida, Rhabditidae.